UCGCACCAGACCAUUUCACGGAGCGGAACUUUUCUUAUACGACACCGGCGCGGGAACCAUGGAGAGACAUUUCGUUUGAAAAUGGCGGCGCCCGUCAACGUGAAAAGUGUGAAACAUAAAGUAUAAUGUGAACAUAAAUAAUUCCUCAAGAAACGGAUAUCUGUGAAAUUGCAGCCAGCGUUGAAAUCCUGACUAGAGAGUUCCACUGAUUGCAGCAUGUCUAGUCUAUGUCCGGGAACGCUCUUCUCCUUCCCAGGGUUCAACAAGAAGUCCACCCCUGUGCCCCCUCAGACCACAUCCGAACAAAUAUCCAAGCGGUAUCGCCGGGAACCUUUCAAUGGAAGACCGUGGCCACAAACCAGCCCAGUGGCUGGAGUAUAUGAUGUGGGGUUCUCCUCCACCAGAAUGAUACUGUUCAACAACAGAAAGAAAAAGCAAAGCAAAUUAAGAGGAAACAAUGAUCCCAAGAGUGAAGAAAGUCUGUCUCCUGAUCCAAACAGACAUUACAGAGCCUCUUCGCCUGUUUCAAGAGAUCUGCAUCAUAAUUGUUACAACUCAAUGUCUCCUUACUACACUGAACCUAAGCUCAUCCAAUGGAUGAACUAUAGUGAAAGACCACCACCAACCUAUGAAGAUGGAACUCUAGUAAAUCCAAAGCGUCAUACAAGUUGCUGUGUUCCCACCGAUCCCCUGGCAUUCAGAGUCGGGGUCAAUAAUGACAGACGACCGUACAGUAGAGCGUCGCUUCCUCCCACCUUUCGUUCAAGUCCCAUGUUGAACCAUCCUGACCUUAAGCGAGGAGAAAAGGAGUACAUCGGCAGUAUCGCCAGAAUCUACAGUGCUCAGCAAAUGAUCAAGUUGAAGCAGAAACAAUACAAUCAGCUUCUCUCGUUGGAAAUGGAAAAAGGCUACCACACACCUGAAGAAUACAAUCAGUACAAGAAAUUUAUACAACUUGGGAGGAGACGUCAGUAUUCCCGGCCGUCUCGUGCGAUGUCUGCUCCCCCAGUCAGAUGGACAAAGACAUUUGAAGAGAGUUUGAAAGAUGAUGAUGAUGAUUAUGAUGAAAAAGAGCAAACAACCAAAAAAGAUGCAAGUCCUCGAAGCAAAUCUCCGGUCAACAGUAAAGGCAAGCAAGCCGGACGAGGACACUCUAGCCAAUCAGGAAAAAGACCAGCAAGGCCGUCCACAAGGGAAACAUCAAGAUCAAAAACUCCCACAAAAACUGAAGCUUCCAAACCAGAGCAAAAAGAUGAUGUAGCCUCCAAACCAACACCAGCCACUUCCCAAACUGAACAAAAGGAAGAAACACCAGCUACUCAGCAAACUGAACAAAGGGAAGAAAGCUCUGACACUUCUGAGAGUGACCAAAACUAUUCAGGCAAAAAUAUACACAGGGAAGGAUAUGACAGACCACUCUCUAGACUGGGCCACAUUCCAGAAGCAGACUCUAAAAGCCAAAAGUCUGAACAAGAAACGUCCAGCAACUCUGAAACAGAGACAAAAAAUAAGUCGUCUGUUCAGAAGUCUUCAACAGAGGAAAGUGAAACGCAGCCCACAAGUGAAGCAGACACAACAACGAAAUCUGACCAGAAUAAAGAAUCUGGUAAAUCUGAUGGCAAUACAUCAACAGAAGAUAUCUAUAGGACGUCAACAGACGACACAACAACAUGGUCGACAGACAGAGACAAGACAAAGUCUGACACAGACACAGAGACGGCUCCAAGACCACUGACAGCAGACGACAAGAAGACAGAGACGCUAGCAGAAAACAAACCCAGCGAAUCAGACUCGUAUACCGAUGAUUUUGAAAAAGACACGUCGGAAACAACGGAGAGUUCAAAGAAACCUGUUCCACAGUCACAAGAAAGAGUGGUGUCGUUCAAGAAGGACUCCAACUCUGACUCAGGCAGUUCCUCAGAAGAUCAAUCUCCAGCCAAAAGGAGGGACUCUCUCAGUGAUGAGGAAGAUAUAAGUUCAAGGAGAGAUCCAGAUAAACUAGAAUACUAAAUUACAAAAAAAAAUAAAAAUUUAUUAUCAUCACAGUAUCUAAUGAAUCUGUAUUUUACACAUAACAGUAUUAAUGUUGAAAAAGAAUUUCACUUCUGCACUAUGACUUGCGUUUAAAUAUCAUCAUCAAAAGAUAAUACUUGUUUCAUUAUAAUUUUUAAUUAUUUAUGUUAAGUAGAUAGUGGCCAAUUAAUAUAGACGGACUAUUUUAAUCUAUUGAUGUUGUACAGGCUGUUUUUUAUAAUAGAUUUAUGUUUAGAUAUUUGAUUUUAGAGCAUUCAAAUGUGAUAUGUCAAGUAGAUUUGACUUGUGUGCCAAACAUGUUUUUAUAUAGGAUGGGAAUGUCAUUUGACUCAGACAUUUAGAGAUCUAGAACAGCUAUAUGAUAGCUACGUAUAAUAUACAAAUGUAUAUGUAUAUUGAUGUUUUUUGAUAUGUUGUAGAUGCACUUUGAUGAUAGAUAUGUCUAUUUUUUACAUUAAAAAAAUAUACAGUAAAUUCUUGAUUUUCAAA
Messenger RNA from Magallana angulata, 2523 nucleotides. Its product is annotated as claspin-like. The record is from RefSeq and is a predicted model, not a curated record. The coding region runs from base 217 to 2010 and encodes 597 amino acids. The transcript is spliced from 10 exons. Lineage: Eukaryota; Metazoa; Mollusca; Bivalvia; Ostreida; Ostreidae.